Messenger RNA from Phialemonium atrogriseum, 2239 nucleotides. Its product is annotated as GMC oxidoreductase. The transcript is spliced from 5 exons. The coding region runs from base 1 to 1938 and encodes 645 amino acids. Gene Ontology annotation, molecular function: flavin adenine dinucleotide binding; oxidoreductase activity, acting on CH-OH group of donors. Gene Ontology annotation, biological process: secondary metabolite biosynthetic process. NCBI's taxonomy places the organism in Eukaryota, Fungi, Ascomycota, Sordariomycetes, Cephalothecales, Cephalothecaceae. The record is from RefSeq and is a predicted model, not a curated record.
AUGACGCUUCUAAAUGCCCUCGUUAUGUCGCUCGCCGCUCUGGCGAGCGCUCGACCGCAUGCUUCCGUCAAACGCCAAGCCUCCCAACUCAGCAACAGCUACGACUUUGUCAUCGCGGGCGGCGGCACCGCCGGCCUUACCGUGGCUGACCGUCUCACUGAAGCAUUCCCCAACAAGACUGUCCUCGUCGUCGAGUAUGGCGAGAUUGAGUAUGCUCCCGGUGUGUUCGACCCCCCUCAGAUCAUCUGGGGAGGGUCCAGCGCGGGAGCCGGCUCCUUCGUCUUCCAGUCGCUGCCGAACCCGGACGUGAAGAACGGUACUGCCUCUGUCCUUGUCGGCAAGACCGUUGGCGGGAGUAGUGCCAUCAACGGCAUGUUCUUUGACCGGCCAUCACGGUUCGACUUUGAGGUUUGGAGCGAGGCUGGCAGGCCGGAGUUUAACUCGAGCGAGGACAAGUGGGACUGGGAUGGGAUAUUUCCGUAUUAUAAGAAGAGCGUCACCUUCACUGAGCCAGACGCCGCCGUCGUCGAGAAGUAUGGCUACACCUGGGACGUGUCCGCAUUUGGUGGCUCAACGCCCAUCUACUCCAGCUUUCCGCCGUUCCUGUGGGCCGACUACUCCGUUCUCAGGGAUGCCUGGACGGAAAUCGGUAUCCGGACGCAAAAAGAAUGCGCUGGCGGAGACAAGGCAGGACUCUGCUGGAUCCCAAUCUCGGAGCAUCCAGUGACGGCGAGGCGGUCACACUCCGGGCUCGGCCACUACGCCGCUGUCAAUUCAACCCGACCCAACUACCAGAUCCUCGUCAAGCACCAGGUCACCAGACUCGUGUACCCAGACGGUCUCCAAUCCGGGCCGCCGCUCGUGGAGAUCCGGUCUUUGGAGGACGACGAGUUGUUCAACGUGACAGCCAAGGCCGAGGUCAUCAUCUCGGCCGGCGCGGUCCAUACGCCGACGAUACUGCAGAGAAGCGGGAUUGGACCAGCGUCAUUCCUCGGCACGGCAGGCAUUCCUGUUGUCCUUGAUCUUCCCGGAGUCGGCUCCAAUUUCCAGGACCAUUCAGGCCCCGAAAUUUCAUGGAACUACACAAAGCCCGGCAACUUCUCGCCGCUGCCGUCGGAUAUGCUCAAUGCCGACUUCGCCGCCGACGCAGCCGCGGGAUUUGACGAAACUCCGGCGCGAGGCCCGUACACGCUGGCCAUGGCUAACAGCGCCAUCUUCGUCCCGCUUCCCAACAUUACCGUGAAUUAUUCGACAAUAGUCAACAGUAUCCGGUCUAUGGUCGCCGAUGGCUCUGCCUCCUCGUACCUCCCUCCCGACUACAGGUCCGACCCGACAAUGAUCGCAGGCUAUGAGCACCAGCUCUCCGUUCUCGCCGACUUCUUCGCGAACCCCGAGGCCCCCAGCCUCGAGAGCGGGUGGGCCACGGGGGCCGCGAUGCGAGCCAUCCAGCUCCACCCUCUCAGUCGCGGCACUGUCCGCCUGGACCUCACAGACCACUUGCAGCAGCCGAUUCUCGACUACCGAACCGCCUCCAACCCCGUCGAUUUCGACGUCCACCUCGCCCACGUCAAGUAUCUCCGCAGGACGCUCGGCACCGACGCGAUGCAGGAGUAUGGCACGGUCGAGCUCGGGCCUGGCGCAUCGGUGCAGACGGAUGAGGACCUUUUCGACUACGUCAAGGACAAAAUGGUCUUUUCGUUUAUGCACCCGUGCUGCACCGCUGCUAUGAUGCCGAGGGAAAAGGGUGGCGUUGUGGGACCCGACCUGAAGGUCCACGGGGCUGACGGGCUGAGGAUCGUCGAUAUAAGUGUCCUGCCAUUGCUCCCAAGCUCGCACCUCAGUGCGACGGCGUAUGCCGUUGGAGAGAAGGCCGCGGAUAUUAUCAUUAAACACUGGUCCAAGGCCAACGCAACCCACCCGAACCUGAGCAAGAAAUAAGGGGCUCACCGAGUCUGGCUCUGGUUGGUUGUGUUAGUGGCAGUAUCCAAGUGCUUGGAUGACAAGGAGAAAAGUCUGUUUCAUUCUACCAUUUGUCUCUGUGGUACAUUGACAUCUUCACAGUUUUGUAACGCAGAGGCAGUGAUUUGCGCAAUAGGCUACGACGAUCUUAAACUGUAAGAAAAAGCCCAGCUCAACUUGAAGUUGGUUGCCGCCACAGAUGAACCGACUGUGAACUUAAAAUAGUAGAGGAAGUAGCAACUUCCCCAACAAAUGUAGGUAGAGCCGCGCGGGUGUCAUC